This is a messenger RNA of Triplophysa rosa, 2982 nucleotides long. Its product is annotated as chloride channel CLIC-like protein 1. The coding region runs from base 123 to 2099 and encodes 658 amino acids. Gene Ontology annotation, cellular component: endoplasmic reticulum; membrane. The transcript has 12 exons. Lineage: Eukaryota; Metazoa; Chordata; Actinopteri; Cypriniformes; Nemacheilidae. The record is from RefSeq and is a predicted model, not a curated record. Gene Ontology annotation, molecular function: chloride channel activity.
UUGCGUUCUGGAGAUCUGUGUUUAUCGAUCUUUAUUGACAGUGUGUAAGUUAUUAUAAAGUUAUUAUAAUCGAAACGAUUGGGACGAUUCUUUGAUCUGUCAGCUAAGUAAACGUAUUAAUAAUGAAGGCACCGGGAUGUUCGUCGAUUUGGCGUUGGACUCUAUUUGUUAUUUGUGGACUUUUUGUUAUUGCACAUGCAAACAUUAAUAACGACGACGAUGAAUGGAUCGAUCCAUAUGACAUGCUGAAUUAUGACCCAACAGCCAAACGCAUGAGAAAACCCACAGAGGCAGCAAGUUACACAAAUGUGCCAACCAAGAGAAGAGAGUUCAGCUCAGACUCCUGUGAACUGCCAAAGUGUCCUGAUGUCUCUGAGUGCAUGUUUAAACUCAGUGUUUUGCAGAAAGAGGCUAUCACAGUCACAAUAACCAGCUUUAUCACCGAUCCACUGAAGCACAUCGGGCAGGGCAUCAGUGAAUUUCUGAGAGCUUUGCUGAAAGAUCUGCCGUUCACUCUCCAGAUACCUGUGCUUCUUGUGAUUGCAGGAGCCAUCUUUGUCUUCAUGUAUGGAAGUGCUUAUGCAGCUAUACAACAUGCAAUCCCUUGGCCCCGGCUUGGUGGACGCCGAGACCCGCCCCCACCUGCUGUAGAGCAACGUCAUGCUCCCAGACUAAGAGAGAAUGAAUAUUGGGCUGGAGGUGACGCCCCACAGCCAUUACAAGAUCCCCACCGUAACAAUAUCAAUCAUGUCAGGAACCGGGUUAACCAUGGCUUUGGGGCAGGAGAAGCGAAUGCUAAUGCCCCACAGCCUAACCAGGAGGGCAUCCGGACCCCUCAGCCAAGAGAUGGAGAAAGCAGCAUGGACAUUCUAGAAAAAUUUGUUGGCCGGCCUGGAGAUGUUCAAACGGUACGAGUCGAAACCCUGCGGUCUACGGGUAACAUGUCUAGCCAAAAUGACGUUGAUUGUCAGCAGAGGACGCUGGAGCAGGACCCUGUUUCCCCUAAAUUGUUGUAUAUUUAUUGGAUGAUAAUGAGGGUGCUGAGCUGUUCGUCUUUUGGAUUUUGGAGUCUGUUUGUUUUUUGUGAACUUUAUGUUUUUACCUAUGCAAACAGUAAUCAAGGUGAUGCAUGGAUCAAUCUAGAUGACAUGAUCAAUUAUGACCCAAGAACAAAAAGCAUGAGAAUACCCACAGAGAAGGCGUGCACCACUGUUCAACAGCCAACAUGUCUUCCGGUAUUCAAGCGUUUAAUUUCCAGGCUCCUUAAGGAAACUACGAAACUUGGUCUACCUGAUGGUGCAAAAACAUUUAUGCACUAUGACGCUGAGGUGAAACUGUCCAGGCAAAUGGUAUCAGAGUUCCAGAAGCUUUUGAAAGACGACAAAGACUGGAAAAACGGAGCUUUGGAUGAGGCUCUUAGUCAAUUUCUGGUCAACUUCAGACUCAGUGACCACAAACCCUGGACGUGGCGAUUUGAAGAAACAUUUCAUGUAGAGGUGGAUACUGCCUUGAAGCUUUCUUUGUGUGUUCUGGUGAUCACAGCUGCUAUCUGCACUGAAAUGUGGUCUGUGGUGUCUUGGUUCAUCCAGUUCAAAAGAAUAGUUCUAAUCUGCUUUUUCAUUAGUUUGAUCUGGAACUGGUUGCAUCUUUAUAUGCUUGCGUUUGCUGAGCACCAGAAGAACAUUGUGGUGAUGGAGAGGCUCCGUGAACAAUGUACUGGGAUGAAAGAAAUGACCUGGUGGGACAGUUUACUAGAGUGGUAUAGACGUACAUUUACCCUUCAAGAUGACCCUUGCAAAAUAUACUAUGAGACUGUGCUGGUGAACCCCAUUUUACUUGUACCCCCAACAAAGGCUUUUAUAGUCACCUUAACCUACUUAUUCACCGAUCCAUUGAAGCACAUCGGACAGGGCAUCAAUGAGUUUCUCAGAGCUUUGCUGAAGGAUCUACCAGUUUUUCUCCAGAUACCUGUUUUUUUAACAAUUGCGGCACCCUUCUUAGUGUUUACAUGUGGAAGUGCUCUUGGUGGCGUUAUAAAACACGCUGCUGUACUGUUGCCCUGGCUUGGUGAGCAUCCUGCAGCCCCAGGCAAGAGAUGAUGAGGAUUUGGCCCCACAGCCGCUACAUGUGCACCAGGAAAGGAACAGAAUUAAUCUGGUCAGAAACACGGUUAACGAGGGCAUUAGGGCAGGAGAUGCCAAUGCUAAUGUCCCACAGAACACCUCAGCCAGGAAAGAGCAGGUCUGGGAAUGCCCAGGCAGUGCCAUUGGAAACACUGUACUCUGGCCGCAUCUCUAGCAUCAACCCAACUCAUUUUCAACAGCAGGAAGAGGAAGAAGAUUGGAUAUUAGAAGGUGAAGAUCACGAAGUGGAUGAUGUCUAUGUCUAUGAUGUGUAUGACUGUAAAUCUACCAUUUACAAGAGGGAGGAGAAAGACACUCAGACUUCGAGACAAAAUGAGAAUGAACCUACAACAACUGUGCCUUCCAAAGAAAUGUAUGUGAAAACACUAGGUGCUGAUCAUUGAAAGAAUACAAGGUUUGUUUGACUUUCAACGUCAACACUGUUUGAUUAUGGAAAUACAAUUGGAAUUGGUUUAUACAAAUGGAAUGGAGAGGAACAUAUGCAGAGGGGAAUAUUCUUCAGCAAAACAGUGACACAUUGAAUGGUUCCUUAUUCCUUUCAGUAUGAAUGCAUUUAGUACGGAUGCACACUUAAAAUAUUUAAAACAUACUGGGGACCACGGUUUUUAAUAAUGUAUUUCUUCUAUUUUGGAAGGAAAUUUGUGACCUAUAGUCUGCAAAAACCCAGCUGAAGUAAUUUUUGUGGUUUACUGUUUUCUACAUAAAGUCAUCCUACAUAAUAUUAAGAAAUUAUGUUAAAUCAUAGUGAAAUUAAUGGCUGAAAUCAAACUUUCAGCCAACUUAAAAAGAAAUGUAUAACCAUCUAAAAAAAUUGACAGAACUGAAAUAUAACAUAAUA